This is a messenger RNA of Odontomachus brunneus, 724 nucleotides long. RefSeq lists its product as uncharacterized. NCBI's taxonomy places the organism in Eukaryota, Metazoa, Arthropoda, Insecta, Hymenoptera, Formicidae. The coding region runs from base 215 to 595 and encodes 126 amino acids. The record is from RefSeq and is a predicted model, not a curated record. The transcript is spliced from 2 exons.
AUAGUCUAUUUGUGUGACACCGCGAAUAACUUGUGUUGAGUAAACUCUGUCCAAAGUUUACUGAUUUUCCCAGAGUAUUUGCACAAAAUAGUGAUCAAGCUAUUAAACUCGAAAAUAAACAUUGACAGUAGUAAAAAAGUGAACAAAAUAAGUUUUUUCACAAACGUGAAUUAACUUUGACAAUAUAUAUAUAUUCGACAUUACAUUGUUACAAAUGUUACGCAACAUCGUCAGAAACAUUGUACCAAGGAAUAAAAGUAUAUUAUUUAAAAGGUAUAAUGUACCACAAGCUGUACUUAAUGUUAGACAUAAGCAGAACAUGACAACCGAAAUUGACGACGAUCUAGAGGGCACCCGUCCUGUAGUAUAUUCUAAGUCAAAAGCUGCUCAUAUGGCAGUUGAUGAAUAUCGUAUUCCACAAAGAGAUAUGCCUAGUUAUCAACCAGCAGCUGUAAUGAUAAGCUUAAUAGUUUUUCUAGUUUAUUUCUGUAUCUUGAGAGAGGAGAAUGAUAUUGAUGAAAUGAUGUAUGUUGAUCUGGGAACUAGUUUAAAGCGAUGUGAAACUGAGCAUAACAAAAAGAUUGCAUCAAAGUAGAGAACUUCUACAGGUGCAACUGUUAGUUUUAAUAAUAGAAUAAUUUCACUUUUACUGUAAAAAAUUUGUUCAUUAUGCUGCAAUGAAUAUUUGUGAAUAAAUGUACAUAAUUAACACUUGUUAAAUACU